CAUCCCUUGAGUUUGUAAUGCACUCGUUGCAGUAGGAGGAUCCAUGUGCACGGAAUGACGUCUCACUGCAAGUCUGUCUGACUGCUUCGCUGUUAUUACCAGUCUUCUGUCGGGAAGCAACAUAAUCGGAAAUCAGCCGUAAUAUGAAGUGAAUGUAAAAAAAAACAACAACAAAAAAAAAAACUAGACCAUACUGUUGAGUCGUCGGUGUCAAUCGACUAAAACGCCACUGUGCUGUACAGGAUUACGACUGAGAAAUGCAGCCAUACACUUUUGCGCUUUAAGCUGUCAGAACUGGAACUAGUGGAUGUAUGGCAGGAGUAAAUGGUUGUCAGCACACUGGGAAUAUUGUAAGGAAAAAAUCUUUUUCUGUUUAUUAUCGUCUAUUCUUUUCAUUUCUGGAUUAUUGCUGCCCAGCAACACUGUCACCUGACUAAAUUGGAUGUCGUAAUUCAGGAGUAUCAAUGGUCCAGUCAUGGAAAGACAGAGAUACCAAAGCUUCUUUGAAGGCAAAGACACAGAACACAGGUGGCCUCACGCGCCCAACAGGGAUUACGGUUGUUCAGGGGUGGACGGGAAUCAGACCAACUGUGACAUUUUAAUAGAGGGUUUAAACGUCAACUCCGGGCACAAUGUAACGGACAGCUUCAAGGAGAACGAUGGAGACAAGGUCGAGGCGCCCCCGCCCUGCGCGAAACGCGCUCGACUGCUCGCCCCCCCGCGUUCCGGCACUUCCGUCAAGUUGGAACCGGACUCUAAAGAGCUUUCCAAAACGGUGGCGGAGUCCAUGGGACUGUACAUGGAUGACGUCAGAGAUGUGGACUACGGCUAUGGCCAGCAGCGGGCCCACGAGGGGCACUGCGCUCCCCAGAAACUGUACACCGGCGCCGGGCCGCACCUGGAGGUCGGCCUGCCCGGGUCGGCCGGCAGUCCCAAAUUGACGCCUCCACCACUGUCCUGUCCCAUGGUGCCCAAUCUCCUGAAGAAUCCGGUGGAUGGUUCCUCGGGAGUCGCGCAGGGGUCUGGCUCUCUGGCACCGGCCGUCUGCUGCAGCCCCCACAACUCGCACAGCUCCCUCUCCAGCCCGACCAGCCUAGUGUCCUCCAUCGCCAGCCCCUCCUGUUUCGGGACCCCCCGCACGUCUGUGGGCAGCCCCAUCCAGCAGGCCCUCCCCGGGCCCGUCCUCUCCCGAAUUCAGCCCCGGCUCCCCACCACGUGCAGCCCGUCGAACACCAGCGGCGUCGGCUCCCCGCUGGCGAGCCCGCUCAACGUCCUGCGGUCGCCCAUCUCCAGUCCGCGGAGCAUGAGCAGCGUGAGGUCGCCGCCCUCCUGCAGCGCCAACCUGCGGUCUUCGGCGCUGAGCCCCGCUCACGGCGCUAACGGCAACGGCGGCAACGCGCACCCGCCGCUGCGCUCCAGCCCCGGUGCCGCCAACGCGGCGGCGGUGUCCAGCCCCCCGAGCUCGUCGGGGUUCCCCGUCUGCAGCCCCGACAGCGCCCUGGGCCUCGGCCUGGUCCAGAGCGACAGCCUCAGCCCCGGCGAGAGGGGCCGGGAGUUCAAAGGCUUCGAGUUCCCCAAGGUGGAGAGCGAGGACGGGGAGACGUACAGCGUGGGCCUGGACCAGACGGGCUCGGUGAAGUACAUCAAGAACGAACCCGACCCCGAGGGCAGGAGCAUGUGUCUGGCCUCUGAGCAGAGACGCUCCUCUGCCACGGCCUUCUCCGUGCAAAUAAAAAGCGAGCCAAACCACGGCGGAGCCUGCCUGAAUCUUCCCUACGACCAGCAACAGCACUCUGUGAGCCUCUUCCCUGCCACGGAGACCACUUACUUGUCCCUGAGGGAUAACAUAGAUGAGUACAGCCUCUCUGGGAUAUUGGGACCUCCCGUCUCUUCCCUGAAUGGUAACUAUGACCCCGGUGUGUUUCCCAACGCCGCGCUGCCGAAGGGGAUUAAGCAGGAGCUGAACGAUGGCUGCUACUACCACGAGAACAGCGGCGUGCCGGCGUCGGCCAUCGUCGGCGUCAACUCGAGCGGCCACUCGUUUCAUUACCAGAUCGGAGCGCAGGGAAUGAUGUCGUUUUCGCGGCACGACGUGAAGGACCAGACGAACCCCUUGUUGAAUCUAAUUUCUCCCGUUACGCAUCAAGUGGAGGCCUGGAAGCCUCACCCGGACCUGUCCCAGGGCCCUCUGUCGUCCAGAGGAGGAGGUUAUGCGGGUCAGAACUACAUUACAGAAAGCGCGUCCCUGAGGCACACACCCAUCGGCUCCUCGUCGGCCAAAGUGUGCUUGGUUUGUGGGGACGAGGCGUCGGGUUGUCACUACGGGGUCGUGACCUGCGGCAGCUGUAAGGUCUUCUUCAAAAGAGCAGUGGAAGGUCAGCACAACUACCUUUGUGCCGGGAGGAACGACUGCAUCAUUGACAAAAUCCGGAGGAAGAACUGUCCGGCUUGUCGAGUCCGCAAGUGUCUCCAGGCCGGGAUGAAUCUCGGAGCUCGGAAAUCAAAGAAGCUGGGGAAGCUGAAAGUCCUGAGCGAUGACGGUUCUCUGCAGAGCGCCAAGGACGGCCAGAUGUGCCUGGCGUCGGACAAGGAGCUGAGUGCCGGCGGCGCCCUGGUGGCCGGCAUGGGCGGCGUCACGCCUUACCUGUCCCCGUCCAUCUGCAGCAUCCUGGAGCUCAUCGAGCCCGAGGUGGUGUACGCCGGCUACGACAACACCCAGCCCGACACCACCGACCACCUCCUCUCCAGCCUCAACCAGCUCGCCGGGAAGCAGAUGAUCCGGGCGGUCAAGUGGGCCAAAGUACUUCCAGGUUUCAGGGGUCUACCCAUCGAGGAUCAGAUCACCCUGAUCCAGUACUCCUGGAUGUGUCUGUCAUCCUUCGCCCUCAGCUGGAGAUCCUACAAACACACCAAUGGACAGAUGCUCUACUUCGCCCCGGACCUCGUUUUCAACGAGCAGCGGAUGAAGCAGUCGGCCAUGUAUGAGCUGUGCGUGGGCAUGAGGCAGGUGAGCCAGGAGUUUGUGCGCCUGCAGCUGACCUACGAGGAGUUCCUGUCCAUGAAGGUGCUGCUGCUCCUCAGCACAAUUCCCAAGGAGGGUUUGAAGAACCAGGCGGCGUUCGAGGAGAUGAGGGUGAACUACAUCAAGGAGCUGCGGCGGUCGGUGGCGAAGGCCACGAGCACCUCGGGCCAGACCUGGCACCGGUUCUUCCAGCUGACCAAACUGAUGGACGCCAUGCACGAUCUGGUGGGGAACCUUCUGGAUUUCUGCUUCUACACCUUCCGUGAGUCCCAGGCCCUGAAGGUGGAGUUCCCUGAGAUGCUGGUGGAGAUCAUCAGCGAUCAAAUCCCAAAGGUGGAGUCGGGUCUCACCCACACGCUCUACUUUCACAAACAGUGACGGGGCGGAGCGGCACAGCAGGAGGACCCUGACGUGACACACCAGGUGACCGGCCACGCCUUGGGAAAAGGCUCCCUCGCGCCCCGGCGGCCAACUGGGAAAAGCAUUUGGGAGGAGAGCGCCCCUGACUCCAAAGACCAUGGAAACGUUUCAGUGGAUAAAAAGCCAUACGUUUGUUUGGUCUAUGAAUCGCAAACAAUCACAACACACACACACACCCACGAACGUACACAUGAAUGCGCGCGCACACACACACACACACACAAACACACACACACAUUCAUCUAUUAAGUCACCCUGGAAACUGCCUUGUAGUAUGAAGUGCUAUUGUGAAGCUGGCUCUUGCAGUACAUUAGUCUCAAAAGUCCGUGGUUCAGAAAUGAUUUAAUAGGAAGCAGUCUGUGGCACUUUAACAAGAGAAUACAGGAUGAAAAGCUAACAACAAUAACAUCUGAGCAUUUCCCAAGGGCUACAAGAGUAUUACGGAACACACACACACACACACACACACUUAAUUUACGAGCGAAGUGCAACAAGCGAGCUUUUACCGAUAUGCAAAACCUAGGAAUAUGUACCCAUACGAGGCAAAUCAUUUUAAAAGAAGCGGAACAUUCUGACAGCAGCAGAGGACGGGGGAGGUGGGAGCAAAGUUUCUGUGUCUUCUAAUUAGAACAUUCACAGCGAGAGAUGCACAAAUGUGCGUGCUGCAAACGCACUACGCCGCAAACAUCCAUAACCACGAGCUAGGACAACAGAAGCAGCAACAGAUGCAAAACGCCGGCUCUGUCUGAACUACAAAAUUCAAACCUGGUCCAUUUCUUACAAUGGGACGUCUCAUUGCGCUAUGAUUCAUCUCUUGUGAUGCCAUGUGCGUACUUACUACAGCUCUUUGUUUCAGCUGUUUGGAGUCGCGGAGUCGACCGCUCAUUUAUUCAAAAUCAGCUCUUUGUGAAACAGAAACGCAGACCGAGGUUCCAGCGAAAAUGAAAGCAACAUUUAUAAAAGUGCUUAAAUUUGUAACAAAAAAACAAAAACAAAAAACAAC
Molecule: messenger RNA, 4445 nt
Organism: Anguilla rostrata (American eel)
Lineage: Eukaryota; Metazoa; Chordata; Actinopteri; Anguilliformes; Anguillidae
Product: mineralocorticoid receptor-like
Exons: 9
Coding region: 476-3400 (974 amino acids)
Biological process (GO): nuclear receptor-mediated steroid hormone signaling pathway; regulation of transcription by RNA polymerase II
Cellular component (GO): chromatin; nucleus
Molecular function (GO): estrogen response element binding; nuclear receptor activity; zinc ion binding
Source: RefSeq, a predicted model, not a curated record